GAUAAUCAGUUGUGGUACUUAUCUCGCUGCUGGCUGCUACUUCGCUGGCUCGCUCCUAUUCCUCGCGGCUCAGGCCACGAGCUGGACGUGCGACAUCGAUUGUCUAGCGCCUCCUUUCCCUUUAUAAAGCCCUCUUCUCUCUCUCCCUCAGGCCUCCUCUGUUGCCCGUCCCAGUAGCUUAGACAUGGACGGCGACUUCUCUACCUCGACGGCCAGUCUCGAGCACGUCGUCUCGGACGGUCCCAGAGUCUCUCUGCCGCCCCCUACCCCUAACGAACCAUCUUCCUCUUCCUCUUCGUCUGCCGACUCGCCUUCGUCUCCAAUCGCUAUCGACAAGGGAAAGGGAGUCUCUAGAGCAGCUAGGGGGGCUCUCGAAGAAGACGAAGAACAUGCGGAUCUGUUCUCCAUGUCUUUCGAUUCCGAGGCAGGCUUCACCCAUCCUACCGUGACAUCACCCGACGCAUCAUCCCCUUUCACCUCUCAUGACCCCGAUUUCGGAUCCUAUCACCCAACACACGACAUCUCCAUGUCUAUGUCCCUCCAAGAUGACGACCUCCCUUUCACCACCACCAGCGACAAAGGCAAAGGCAAAGGCAGAGAUCUACCGCCGACUCUUCCCCCUCUGACGUUCUCGCCCACCGAAUUCAGCUACGACGAUAUGUACGGUUCUGGCUCUCCAUCCACGUUCUCUUCUUCCAACGACCCAGGUCCGUCCUCUUUCGGCUCUAUCUACACCACCGCCACAACGACCGGUCAAGAUCCUAGUCCCGUGGAGACCACGACGGCUCAAUCUCAGUCUCCCGUCACCCCCUCUCCAGCACAAGCACAAGACAACACUCCGAACCCGAUGCCAGUCCUCAUCCGGAUGCCCUCCAGACGCAGAUCGCUCUCUAAUCUUUCUAUGCAUUCUACGCAUUCCGUCGCCGCACGAUCCGUGUCCCGCGUCAGGAUGCGUCUCACCUCCGUUUCUGCUAAUACUAGAGGCCCGUCUACACUCGCGCGCAAGCUCUUCAAGCGCGGGGAUCAAUCGCCCUCUUCUGCCAUCACCACCAACAGUCCUACGCCCUCCCCUUCCGCUACACCCUCUCCUUCACCGUAUGUAGACGGGAGAUUCGACUUUGACUUUGAUUCGAUCCAGGCUUGUGAAGUCGGUUGCUUCACGCCUUGGAGACGGAGGUCAGAUAGGGAUAGGGAUGGCGGCCACUCAAAUUCGCCCAGUCCAUCGAGCAGUAUCCCUAACUGUUUUAAUGUCGAUAUCGAGCAGAUUAUGGCUCAAGAACUGCCCGUCGCGGAAUCUUACUACCCGCCCAUCCAAACCCACCCCUCCUCCCAAUCCACAUCCACAUCCAUAUCCACAUCCCAAGUUCAAAGGCAUAUCCCCCGCCCCACGCGCGAAUCCGCAUUCCCCCUCAACCUCAAAGGCAAAGGCCGUUCCUACUCCUCUCCCUUCCCACUCGUCUCCGCUCUCGAUCUCGUUCCCCUCUCGCCCUCGCUCACGCAUAGCGACGUCUUCGUGCCUUUACCUCUCGCCUUGACUUUCCCCGUCAAGGCUGUGGCUGUGGAGCAGGAGAGCAAGCCGAGGAAUGCGUUUGAGGAGAAGCCUGAGAAGCUGAGGAGUGCGUUCGAGGAGAUGUUGCCGCGCGAGGUGCGGCUCCACGUUUUUGCGUGUUUGGUGCAUGGGAGGGAGGAGGAACAUGUAAGGCGGAUGGGCGAGGGUAGGUGGACGGUGCAUAAGGCGGGGUCGUCUAAGAAUAGAUGGGUGGGGCGCGAGCAGGGGGUUAGGGAACUCGUUAGGAUGAGUAGGGUGUGCAAGUCAUGGAUGGGACUCGUCUUCGACGGCCAGCUUUGGACGGACCUUGAUGUGCGACCGUUCCCGAAGAUGCCACCUUCGCAGAUAAUGCAUAUCGCCAAAUCCGCAGGACCGUUCAUCAAGACGCUCUCCCUCGCAGGCCACACCUCUUUCCUCCCCUCCUCCCUGCAAACCCUCACCGACAGCCUCUCUCUCCGCUCCACCACAGCCAACAACACGCUCCUCACCUCCGUCGACCUCACCGGCUGUUCAUCCCUAACCACGCCCGCACUGCACCACCUCCUCCGGCGCUCUCCCCUCCUAAACGUCCUGAAACUGCGCGCCCUGAACGCAGUGACGAACGAGACCUGCGAGAUCAUCUACGAGUCGUGCAAAGUACUCGAAGUGCUCGACAUGAGCCGCUGUAAGCUCAUUUCCGGCGCCGGAAUCCGAUCCAUGGCCGCGUUCGCGCUCAGGGAUCAGAAAGCGCUCAAGCUGAGGGAGUUGAGGCUUUCGGGUCUGAAGGGUAUCACGGACGGGAUGAUGGAGAGUCUGGGGAGGGUGGCGCCAGGAAUCGAGGUGCUCGAUUUGAGCUACUGCAAGGAUCUGCAUAAUUCCUCGAUCGAGGCGUUCACGGCCUGUCCGCUCGAUAUGAGCGACAUGGUGGACGUCCUGGACCCGGAGAUGGAGACCGUCGUGUUGUCGGCGCGCGAGGCGGGGAGGGAAUACGAUUCGAACGGAUACGCUGCGAAUCGGUAUCGGAGGCGGGUGACGCGGCUGAGGCAUUUAUCGCUUUCGAGUUGUGGGCUGUUGACGGAUAUAGCGUGUUCGCACCUUGCGUAUGCGAUGCCGAGGUUGGAGAUGUUGGAGCUUGGGGGGAUAGGGGCGGAGAUGAAGGAUGAGGGGCUCGUUAGGCUUUUGGAGACGCUUCCGGGGAUUAGGAAGGUGGAUCUGGAGGAUGCGAGCGAGAUUACGGAUAAGGUGCUUGAGGCGCUCACGCCUUCGAGGUCUCACGGUGAGGAAGACGAUGGUGAGGAGGAGCGGGAGGAGGAAGGAGAAGGCGAACCAGGCUCGAAGCUCGAACAUCUCGUCGUCUCGUACGCCGUCCAUCUGAGCAACGAAGCCUUCCUAGCCCUCAUCACCAACUGUCACCACCUCAAAGUCCUCGAAGCGGACAGCACCCGUCUCUCCGGCCCCACGCUCAAAACGUUCGUCAAUCGCGCUCGGGAACGUUCAAUCCGAGAUGCCACCGUCGUCGCUAUCGACUGUCGCUCCGUCGGUGAGGGCGUGUUGAAGGAACUGGCGGGCGAGGAUAAGGUCAGGGCGAGGAAGGGCCAGCGGAAGUUCGAGACGCGGAAGUUGGGGUAUUUGGACGGGAGGGACGAUGAGGGGCUCGGAGUCGGGAUGGAUGAGUGCGAUGAGGGCAGGGUGGUCGUGAAGACGUUUUAUUCGUGGCAGAGCGUGGAUGCGGUCACCGCUGCGAGGGCGAAGAGGAAGAGGACGAGGAAGGCAGCUUUGGGAGGGAGAGAUAGAGAUAGAGAUACGGAUUUGGAGACGGAUGCGGUGGGUGAUGAGGAGGGUGGGUCAGGUCUUGGGACGGGGAUUGGGGGAGGUGGGAGUAGGGGGAUAGGGGCGGCGGGUUUGGGGGCUGGGAGGGCGAGGUGGUGGUCGCCUGGUGGGGGGAACGGGAGGUUGAGGGGCUCUGCUGGUGGUGCGAAUACGCCGAGCUUGUUGGAUUUGCAUAAUGAGAGGGAUGGGUGUACGAUUAUGUGAGAUGUGAGUUGCUCUGCUUUCUGUGUUACCAUCGUUUCUUUCUCUGUGUUAUAGUGUUGUAUACUCUGCUUGUACUACUGGUUAUCGGUGCUUGUGUAUCUGUGCUGUUGGGUUGCUAGGUGGCCUGUGGGGACGAGGACAGGAGCUGGCGGGUUUGGUGCGUUACGAUCUCACGACUUUACAUUGGCCGCUGGGCCAUAGGGCUCCAGUUAGUCGGUCUUCCUCUCUCUUUGUCUCGCUCAUACAGGUCCCUCCACGGUCCAUAUAUACAUCUCUCUCAUUCUGUCUCCCCUCUCUCUCUCCCUCCAGAUUAUGUGUUUUUUUUUGUACAGCCUACAUAGACAGUAACGGGCGAUGAAUCUGCUCCAGCCCGCGUGUAUUUUAUUCCUCUCUCCAU
Stereum hirsutum FP-91666 SS1 is the source of this 3959-nucleotide messenger RNA. Its product is annotated as RNI-like protein. Lineage: Eukaryota; Fungi; Basidiomycota; Agaricomycetes; Russulales; Stereaceae. Gene Ontology annotation, cellular component: SCF ubiquitin ligase complex. Gene Ontology annotation, biological process: SCF-dependent proteasomal ubiquitin-dependent protein catabolic process. The transcript is spliced from 2 exons. Bases 185 to 3562 code for a protein of 1125 amino acids. Gene Ontology annotation, molecular function: protein binding. The record is from RefSeq and is a predicted model, not a curated record.